Messenger RNA from Cajanus cajan (pigeon pea), 492 nucleotides. RefSeq lists its product as uncharacterized. NCBI's taxonomy places the organism in Eukaryota, Viridiplantae, Streptophyta, Magnoliopsida, Fabales, Fabaceae. The record is from RefSeq and is a predicted model, not a curated record.
CCGAAACCCACAUUCAGACCAAAAGACAACCUGGUAUUACAUCAGUAACACAAAGCGAUCGAUGUGUUUGGUGUUUGUGAGCGACGAGGAAGAAAGGGUCCUGGGGAGACAGGCAGCACCAGGGGCAUGCCCUUAUUGUGGAGGGAUUGUUCAGGCCAUGGAUGUGGAGAAGCAGUGGAGGUUCUGCUUUCUACCCUUAUGCUUUAGGACCAAACGUAGAUACCACUGUACCAUGUGCACAAGAACAUUAGAAGUUGUGUGACAACUCAUUAUUCAUAGUAUGCAACUUCCAAUGAGGAAUUAAAGCUUUGUUUUUUAUUACUUUUUUUCUUUUUUCUUUUGAUAAUUUUGUUUCUCCUUUUCUGUUUGUUUGUGUGUACAUUCAUUGAUUGGGGAGUAUGUAAUGAUUUUAGUUCAAUCAUAGCUUAUACUUGUAUGUACAUAUGAUACUUGCAAUAUUGAUGAAAAAUACAGUGUGAUAAUUUGUUAUCA